Molecule: messenger RNA, 4836 nt
Organism: Cyprinus carpio (common carp)
Lineage: Eukaryota; Metazoa; Chordata; Actinopteri; Cypriniformes; Cyprinidae
Exons: 6
Coding region: 3627-4706 (359 amino acids)
Source: RefSeq, a predicted model, not a curated record
UUAUACUGUGUAAAAAGGUUCAAGGGUGGUUCCACAGUUGCUCUUUAGAAAUGGUGGGUUGAAUAUCCAAUUCAUAACACUUUAGAUCCAAAGAUGGGUAAAUUAUUAAAGACAAAAAAGUGAAGUAAAGUCUACUUUUUCUAGAAAGUAAUAUCCACAAAUUAAUUUAUAAAUACACUGUAAAAAAAUCCAGUUGUUUUUAUAGAAUAAAAAUGGCAGCUGUUGAUGCCAGAAUCAUAAAAACAUAGAUUCAUCCAUAAUUGAUACAUUUAAUUAGCCCAAAAAUAACACAGCAUUACCAAUUGGUUCAUGAAAUAAACCAGCCAUUUUCUAGAGAGUUUUGGUCAUUUUUAUUAAGAGGUAUGUUUGAAUGGAAAUUAUGUAUUUCUGGCUGCUAAAUGUGAAACUUGAUAUUUAUGUAGUCAUGUGAACAGUGUGUGGUAGUUACUCCAAAAAUUUAAUAUAUUACUCAUUCCUAGUUACUCAUUUCAAAAGUAAUAUUAUUACUUUACUUAUUACUCUCUGGCAAAAGUAAUUAGUUAUACUACUAGUUACAUUACUUUUCUUUCACACCCCACAUAAAUUGUAAUUGCUUAUUUUCCCCAAAUCCGUCUGAAUAUAUUCUGCCUCGUCAUUUGACCAAAAUCCACAUAGGAUCACAGUCAGAAGUUACUACAAACACUCAGUGGUGAUUAAUAGUAACAUUUAAGUGUUGUACUGUGUUAGUUGUUUAGCUUGAUUAAUUGUUUAGCUUGAAGUUAAUUGUAGCACUAAAUUCUCUGUUACCCAUAUUAUAUUCCAUGAUGUAUUUUAUCAAAAGAAAUCAUAUAAGCUCAUAAGAAAAUGUUUCAUUUUUUUUUAAUACAAUUUAUAUUGGGAUCAGAGGGAGGUGGUGGGCAAAUUGUUGGACUUCAAACCAGUAAGGAUUGAGCCAUCUAAAGUAACAAACUGUUUUAGGAAUGGUAACUGUGAUAUUAUUACUUAAAAUCAAAUUAGUAAUUAGUUACACUACUAGUUACUGCACAAAGUAAUAUUAUUACUGUAACUAGUUACUAGUAACUGUUACUGCCCAACACUGCAUGUGAACAAUGUUUUUAGAAAAAUGUUGGCGGCCAGAUGUACAUAGUGGAAAAAGUACCUACAGAGAGCCAUCAUUCUUUCAAAAAUUAUUACAAUAUAUGAUUGAAUUGUAAAUAACUAAUUAAUAAAUAUAUUUAUAUUAAAAUUUGGGAUAAAAAUAUCUCAUUCUGAUAACAAAGAACAAACAGAAAUGGCUUGAUAAGUAUUCAGCUCCAGCUGAACCUGACAAAAUUCCUGGAAUAAAAUCAAGGCUACUAUGUUCAAUUGAAAGCUCGCUCCAAACUUGACAACUGAGGCUGCAAUGCCUGCAGAACUUCGUUGGAGGUCACUGACAUCUUUGAUGUAUGUCCAUGGAUGUCUGGCUACAGAAAUGUGUGAGGGAAAAAAAAAGCAAAAAAACCAAAAACAAAGCAUUCUAAGCAAUCUUUCCGCUCCCUUGUCUUGGAGGAACUUUCUCAGGAUACCUUCUUGGGAUCUUUUUUCAUGACAUUACGCAAAGCUGAUAAGCACUGACUUAUCCUGAAAGCGGCAGGACCAAUGAUGAUGAUGCAGGCUGAUUUUCAACCGUUUGCUGAGGAAAAAUUGCCAAGUUGAAUGAGUAAUACUGUGAAACAUUCAUACUUUCACCACAGGGUUUAAGAAUACUUAUCAAACCAUAAUAGAUGUACAGUGCUUGAAGUGGGAUGGUACUCACCAAUAUGCAGCAGGCCUACCAGCAAUUCUAUGCUGUGCUGUUUACAGUACCAGACAUUUUUCUGUCAUACUGGCAGCUUAGUACUCUUUUCUGACCUGCCUGAGAAAUGCAGAUUCAGUGUCUGCUGCAUGGACGUGGACACGCUGGGUCUCUCGCGCGUGAGCGUGGACACAUUGGGUCUCUUUUCACUUCAAGCACUGGAUGUAUUGAUAUUAAAAGAGUGAAAACUUUCUGUAGGUACUCUGUUCAAGCUGUAUACUUCUGUCUUUGUGGCCAAUCAUUCAAAUGGAACCACCUUUUAAAAUACAAAUCAAUAAAAAUCUACAACAAACUGAGCAGAGUAAAUUAUUAAAAAAAAAAAAAAAAUUCAUUUUCACAACACAUUUUCUGUGUGGACCUGGUUUGGACUUCAGUGGACGCAGUUGUUACGCAGCGUGAUCGGAAAAGGUGGUCCAAAGACGUGUCUACAUGCAGCAAGAAGUUUGCGAUACAGUAAGUGUAUCAACAUUUGCUACAGGACAAUUCUCCUAUAUGCUAAUGUGUCAGUAGCCCUUGCUACACUGGAUUUGUGGUGUAUGAAGAUGGACUCACCAGUCAAAGUUAGAUCUUCGAAAUAAUGCCAUUAUUCAUUAUUUCAUUUGGAGUGGGAACCUUUGCAGAAAUCAUGAAUAUUGGAGAACUUCUAGCGACUUGCAAGCUACAUUUUUCAGUGAUAACCCCUCAGUAUGCUUUAUAUUGGGACGCAUCCUCCUCAUCCCAGUUUGUCAGAUGGUUUCUGAUUCAGUAGAUGAAAAAUUCCAAGUGGGAAGAAAUAGAUGAUUGCUUUCCGAUAAAGCCUUAAAUCAAGGAUAAGAUGGGACACCUGCAAGCACUUUGACCCACUGUGAUGCUUAAUAUUAUACGUGUUGUGUAAUAUGGAAAGUGAGUGAUAUAUCAGUGUCAUGUCCUCAGUCAUGCAUGUACAAACAUGCAAAAGAAGCUGGUAGAUGGAAGAAGAAAUCACAGAAGAUGAUUUCAAGAUUUUUUGGAGGGAAGUUUUCUUACAUCACAUAACAGAUCAAGAAUUGUUGUCAGUGAAAGGAUUACUAAUAGAAGAAACCUUCAUUUUGAUGCAACUGGCAUUUUAUUCAAGAUUUGUCUUGUGGAUGUUUUUAACCAGCUUACUUGGCAACAGCGCUCAGAUGGUUACAUGUAUCCAAAAGCUUCCAUCUAAAAAUAUUUGGGCUACUUCUCCUGUUUUGAAGAAAACAAUCUGCAGCCUUUUUGGAGUGCAUUAAUUAUGCACUUCAUAAUACAGUAUAUUUGGAGAAAUGUUCUGCUGCUGUUUUCAUGGAUUUCCACGUUUACAUCCUCAACCUGAAAAGUGGACAUUGUGGCAGCAUGGGCUCUGAACAUCUUCUCCUCUACUUCUUCUCAAGAACAUCCAAUGGGGAAGACACGUCGAGAAGCACACCUAACCAAACAUCCACACCACCUUCGGCGUUCCAUGUAUUAAACAAAAAACACCUAACAAAGAAGACCAAAUCUAGGUAAGUAGAGUGCACGAGUGAUUUUCGAAUAUGGAGAUCGUACAUAAACACUAAUAGAAAAACUUUUUCAGCAUCAAUGAUGGUGCAAAGACCUCUUCUGAAAAUGCAGUCCCAGAUGAAAACCCUUCUGCCAAAAGCCUGGAACUCUGUGACAACUGUCCUCGGUGUGAUUCAGAAGUGUGUUUACCUGAAACCAACCAGAACACUGAGCCUUCUUCUGUGAAGGAUGACGCGAGCCAACAGAACAAAAGAGAUGCUCACAAGAUCACCUUACUCUCCAGUAAAGAGGAGCCAUAUUUGUCAUCUCUCAGCUCACCAAAUAAAUGUGGCUGAUACAUGUUGGAACCGAUAUGAUGUUCAUUGUUGUCUGCUUCUACUGGACUUUCAGGAGAUGUUUAUCUAACUGCCCUUCUGAAGAUGAAACUUUUAGGGUGGGAAAUGGCAAACGAAAAAGAAAAAGUGACUCCAGUCAGCCUGAGGAAUACAAAAGGUCUGAGAUCGGCUCGGAUUGGGAGGACAGAGGGAACAACUCCAAUUGUGAUGAGAAUGAAAACAAGCCAGUCAAUCUGUCAUUCAAGCCAGAGCAAAUGAGAGAGAAGAGGUUUUUGUAUGAAAUUGCUGAAACAUUUGGUCAAAAUUCAGAAGAUGAAAACUCCUCUGCAAAAAUGCCGGAUCAACCGUCUGGAGUGCAUACAUCCUGGGAAAGAUGUCCUGUUCAUCAAAUUAAAAACAUUGCCGAUACGAGCAUCGAAGACUUAAACACUGACAUCAGUGAGCCAAUCAGAAUAAGCAAUUUUUUCCACUAUGCCAAAGUAAUUGAUUAUCUCAUCAGAUUUUGGUGGAAACAGGAAAAGCAUGAAAGACAGGAUGUCACCAUUUUAGUUGGUGGAUACUCAGUACGGUUGCAAGGAAGCGAUCUGUACUGUUGUCCAAUCAAAAAAUAUGAACAAGAGAUACAACUUCACGACAAAAAUCUUAAUUAUGCAAAAUUGAAACCAUCAGAAAAAACUGCUAAAAACUAUUCUGUGACAAUUUGGAACUACAUUAAGGGCAACCAUGACAAAGUUGAAUCCUGUGUACUGACACCUCAAGACGCCACUGCAGUAUGCGCAAUUUUGUUCUCAGAAGUUAUUAGGUAUCCUAGCAUGUUUUUCCACAACAUUCUUUUGAUGCAUUUUUAUAAAUCAUGGCGUGAGUUUUGUGACUAUCAUCCCAUGGUAACAGGAGGUUCAUGGAAACAUCAGAAUAAAGAAGGAAAAGUUCCAGAAAAAGUUUUAAAGAGAGAACAAGAAAACCUUGUAUUUUUAGCUAAGAAAAUAAUGAGAGAUGAGGGAAAAAGAGGCACUCUAUUCCAAGUUACCUUACCAGCUGAAGAACCAGAACCUCUCAUGGACUCAUGCUGAUUGCAAAAUGUGUAAAUAGAAUACAAAUAUUAACUGGGGGCUCUUUUUGAGAGAGGCUUUUGGGGUAUGGGAGCUGAACACGCAGCAACCCUUGAAGUUUCACCCGAAGAGAGGUCUCCUAAACCAUUAA